This is a messenger RNA of Musa acuminata subsp. malaccensis (wild Malaysian banana), 1015 nucleotides long. RefSeq lists its product as uncharacterized. The record is from RefSeq and is a predicted model, not a curated record. Lineage: Eukaryota; Viridiplantae; Streptophyta; Magnoliopsida; Zingiberales; Musaceae.
UAGAGGAGAAACAGUGAGAGAGAGAGAGAGAGAGACGGAGAGGGCAAACAGAAGUAACGCCAAGCUGUCGUAUCAGGGCCGGCCAACAUGCUCGGGACCGUCGACGAUGACAUCGAGACCCUCAUCGGCGUGCACCGUCGCUUCGAGGACGCGGACGCCGCUGGCUCCCGUGCCAGCCUCCGGUGGCUCCGCCCUGUGAAUCGGGUCCGUUGGGCGCGGCGGAACGUGGGGGAACGGCGGUGCUGUGAGGCGCUACGCUGCCGCGGCGACGGCGGCGCCAUCGGAACCCGCUGGGGGAGGAGGAGAAGGGUGCGCCCGUCGAGGCACGUAGCGAAUUCGAUUUGCCGGAUGGAUGAGUCGCUGGCCGCUCGCAUGUCGGAGGCGGCGGCGGGGAACGAGGAGGCGACGGCCGCGGGGAACGAGGAGGCGGCGGAGGGGUCGGCGCUGGCGGAUUUCCGGUCGAUGGAGGAGGAGCUCACGGCGGUCGGAAUGGAGUCUCGGAAUCAGGAGAUAUUGAGGAGGAUGGAAUCGUUGAUAACGACAGUAGAGUAUCACCGGGCUUCGAGGAGGUUGGAGGAGUUAUCUUUGUUCUCUCCUCCUGCUUGAGAACAGUGUGCUUGUUGACUCAGAUGGUUGCUUUUUUGUAUUUGGACCGAUGAAAGUGGCAAGUGCAACAAUUCAAUUCUCUCUGGCAAAUAAGCACAAUUAUUGUUCUUCUGAAGAUGGAUUUCGUGGUCAAACUAAUGGCCUUGGCAUUGCUCAAUCAUGCUAGACCGGCUAUGGUGAAUAUAUAUGCCUUGGAUGUUACCUCAUCAGUAAAGAUUUAUGGAGAUUAAUGGUGGUAAUGACAAUUGCUACUGUCGACAUCUCGGGAAACAGUCACUGAAGAAAUGGAAAAUGACAAAUCCAAAACGGAAUUUAUUUGAAAGAUGUCUAUUUCUUGUGUCAUGCCUUGCUAAUCAUCCUUGGUAUUUGAGGUACAUUUGGCUAUUUAACAAAAAGAGAAUUGUGUUCA